Molecule: messenger RNA, 1179 nt
Organism: Populus nigra (black poplar)
Lineage: Eukaryota; Viridiplantae; Streptophyta; Magnoliopsida; Malpighiales; Salicaceae
Product: tetraspanin-8
Exons: 2
Coding region: 120-941 (273 amino acids)
Biological process (GO): auxin-activated signaling pathway
Cellular component (GO): plasma membrane; plasmodesma
Source: RefSeq, a predicted model, not a curated record
UUCCCCCCCUCCUCCAUCACUAGUCAUUAUAAAUAGCCUUCUCCCCUCUUCCUAUCAAAACCCAACAAACGCUCCCUUCUUUUCUGUCUCAUAUUCUCCGCAACCAAACAAGAAGAACAAUGUUUCGUUUAAGCAACAACUUGGUAGGAAUCCUGAAUUUCAUAACCUUCCUGCUCUCAAUCCCCAUCCUGUGGGCAGGGAUAUGGCUAAAAAACAAAGGGACAUCAGAAUGUGAUAAGUUCUUCGACACCCCAGUUAUUAUCUUGGGUGUCUUUCUCUUACUAGUCUCUCUAGCUGGCCUAAUUGGCGCGUGUUGUCGCGUGUCAUGGCUUCUCUGGGCUUACCUCCUAGUCAUGUUUCUCCUCAUCGUCUUGCUCUUCUGCUUCACGAUUUUCGCUUUUGUCGUGACCAAUAAAGGUGCCGGUCAGGUUUUGUCCGGGAAGGGGUAUAAGGAGUAUAAGUUGGGAGAUUAUUCAAAUUGGUUGCAGAAGAGAGUGGGCAAUCAGAAGAACUGGAGGAAGAUUAAGAGUUGUUUGAUUGAUGCUAAAGUUUGCAGUGAUUUUAACCAGAAAUUCGCGAAUGAUACUGUUGAAGUCUUGUAUACCCGCCAUCUGUCUGCUCUUCAGGCUGGCUGCUGUAAGCCAUCAGAUAGCUGUGGCUUUCUUUAUAAAUCACCGACUAACUGGGAGAAGACAACUACAAAUUCCACCUCCGAUCCUGACUGCGCUUCAUGGGAUAAUCAAACAGAUGUUCUCUGCUUUAACUGCAACUCUUGCAAAGCUGGACUGCUGGACAACCUCAGGAGGGAUUGGAAGAAGGUUGCUGUUAUCAACAUUAUUUUUCUCGUAUUCCUCAUCAUUGUGUACUCCGUCGGAUGCUGUGCUUUUAGGAACAACAGAAGGGACAACAAUGCUUACUCUGGUGGAUGGAAGCACCCUUAACUUGGAGAAUUCUUGCAUCUAGCAUGGAUGCAGAUAGUAUUGCUUAGGAUUUUAGUUGUAGGCAGCAUACUUAUUUGCUGCUCACUCUGAUGUUAUAUAUUUUUUUAUUCCACAGUUGGUUUCUUUGUAUAGCAUUCUUAUGCUUUCCUUUUUAGUAUCUUUGGAACAUAUUGGUUAUAUAUGGCCUUGUAUGCUCUGCGGAGCUCACAUUUUCUAUAUCUGAGACCUUGUUUGAUCA